Molecule: messenger RNA, 691 nt
Organism: Motacilla alba alba
Lineage: Eukaryota; Metazoa; Chordata; Aves; Passeriformes; Motacillidae
Biological process (GO): response to bacterium
Source: RefSeq, a predicted model, not a curated record
CCCGGCAGCUCUGCUCUCUCGGCGCUCGGACGUGCUUUGGGCUCUUCCUCACUCGGCAAACACGCAGCUUGGUCUCGCCAUGCACCUGGCACAUCUCAUCCUCACCGUCUUCCUGGGCCAGCUCCUGGUGGCUGUGGCUAGAGCCCAGGUGCAGCAGGAGCCAUUCCUGGAGACCACCGAGGGCACCGGCAUCAACAUCACCUGCUCACACUCCAGCAAACGGAUGGGCGAUACGAUCCAUUUCUACCGUCAGCUGCCGGGCCAAGGCCCCGAAUUCCUCGCCCUCGCUGCUAGAGGCUCCAAGGAUGCGCCGGGCAUUGCAGGAACGCUGUCGGUGUCGGAGGACGGGCGCCGGAGCGCGCUGUGGCUGGCUGCGCCCCGGCGCGGGGACGCGGCCGUGUAUUACUGCGCGCUGGGGACCCGGGCAGAGGAGCCGGGGCUGCGGCCGGGCACGAACCGCCGCGGGCGGGGCCGGGCGGGGCCAGCAGGGGCCGCUGCCACUCCGCCCGCCGGGCUCCCGGGGCGCGGCUCCGCAGCUCCUUCCUCUGCCCCGAGCCCGCCCGCACCGACAGCGCCGAUGGCACCGAAAAGGCCGACACGCUCCGGGACUGCUGGCCCUCCCUUUAACUACUAUUGCUUCUCCUCCCUUCCAUCACAUCCCUCAGCAUCCCUGACGCCUUGCUGGGAAUAA